CGGGGCUGCCUCUCCCCUCGGCGCUGCCGGCGCUUCCCCCCGCGGCGCYGCUGCCGAGCGUUGGGCCGGGGAAGGCGGCGGCGGCGGCGGCAGCGGCAGAGAGCGAGGGAAGCAGCCACAUGAAUCAGUUUCUCUCUGUAUCCGGCUCCGGGCAGAGGCGGCGACCAUAGCGGGGAGGAGGGGAGACGGGGAAAAGCGGCUACUGCAGCACGGCAGCCGGGGUUCCGCUCGCCGCCGAGGUGCUGCGGGACUGGUGCUCGCCGAGCCGCCACCGACACGUUUCGUCCGUCCCCCCUCCCCUCUUGGAGCUACGCGGCCUCGGCUGCCAAAUGCGCGGGGAGGAGAGACUUUGGCUCAAAAUCCCCCGAUCGUAAAUAGAGAGAAAGCGGAAGGAGAGCCACCGCCGAGCGGCCGCGGGAGGAGGGGAGGGGGGCAGCGGUGGUGCUUCUGCCGUAGCCAGGGAGGCUGAUGGCGGAGUUUGGCAGCGGUGGCGGCACCGGCGGCGGGGGGCUGCCCUCCUCCCCGGGGCCGGUCCAAGGGAAGGUGGCCUUCAAGGCAGGAGAUGGGGAAGGAGGAGGAGGMGGMGGMGGCGGCGGCGGGAGAUCCCGCUUUGACAGCGCGGGCAGCCGGGUCUCCAACGGGGACUGUGCCCAGCCGGGAGCCGGUCAGGAGCUGGGAUCAGCUCCUCCUGCAAGCCCGGAGAGCAGCAGCAAAGAAAAAGGAUUUUCCACCAGUCAACAACGAGAAGGCAAACCCGGUAUCCCCCGGAGGAGCAGCAUAAUUAAGGAUGGUACGAAACAGAAGCGAGAAAGGAAGAAGACCGUGUCGUUCAGCAGCAUGCCGACGGAGAAGAAGAUCAGCAGUGCAAGCGACUGCAUCAAYGCCAUGGUGGAAGGCUCUGAGCUCAAGAAGAUCCGCUCCAACUCCAGGGUGUACCACCGGUACUUCCUUCUGGAUGCCGAUAUGCAGUCCCUGCGCUGGGAACCUUCCAAAAAGGAUUCUGAAAAAGCGAAGAUUGAUAUUAAAUCGAUCAAAGAAGUAAGAACGGGAAAAAAUACAGAUAUUUUUCGCAGCAAUGGAAUAUAUGACCAGAUCUCAGAAGACUGUGCUUUUUCCAUUAUAUAUGGAGAAAAUUAUGAGUCGCUGGAUCUGGUUGCUAAYUCAGCAGACGUUGCAAAUAUUUGGGUUACUGGCUUAAGAUACCUGAUUUCUUACGGGAAACAUACUCUAGAUAUGCUAGGAAGUACUCAAGAUAAUAUGCGGACUUCGUGGCUUUCACAAAUGUUCAGUGAAUCUGAUGUAGAUAAUUUGGGACAUAUACCCCUGUGUAGUGCUGUACAAUUUAUAAAAGACUUAAGCCCUGGUUUAAAAACGAAUAAAAUUGAAUUAAAAUUCAAGGAGUUACAUAGAUCCAGGGAAAAAGCUGGUACUGAAGUAACGAAAGAAGAAUUUAUUGAAGUUUUUCAUGAGCUUUGUACCAGACCUGAAAUCUAUUUCCUGUUAGUUCAGUUUUCAAGCAAUAAAGAAUUUCUAGAUACCAAGGACCUCAUGAUGUUUUUGGAAGCAGAGCAGGGUAUGGCACAGGUCACGGAAGAAAUAAGCCUUGAAAUUAUUCAGAAAUAUGAGCCAGCCAAAGAGGGCCAGGAAAAGGGUUGUCUUUCUAUAGACGGGUUUACRAAUUACCUUACUUCACCAGACUGCCACAUAUUUGAUCCAGAACAUAAAAAAGUUUGUCAAGAUAUGAAACAACCUUUAUCUCAUUAUUUUAUAAAUUCAUCUCAUAACACGUACUUGAUAGAGGAUCAGUUUCGMGGGCCUUCUGAYAUCACAGGUUACAUUCGUGCUCUAAAAAUGGGUUGUCGAAGUGUUGAACUCGAUGUGUGGGAUGGCCCGGAUAAUGAACCUGUGAUUUACACAGGACAYACAAUGACAUCUCAGAUUGUCUUCCGUAGUGUGAUUGACAUUAUUAACAAGUAUGCCUUUUUUGCUUCAGAAUACCCUCUCAUUUUGUGUUUAGAAAAUCAUUGUUCUAUUAAGCAGCAGAAAGUGAUGGUACAACACAUGAAGAAAAUUUUGGGGGACAAACUACACACACAGUCUCCAAACAUUGAAGAGUCUUAUCUUCCAUCACCGGAAUCACUUAAAGGGAAAAUACURAUUAAAGCAAAGAAGCUUUCUGCUAAUUGUUCUGGACUAGAGGGCGAUGUCACAGAUGAAGAUGAAGGAGCAGAAAUGUCACAGCGAGUGGCAAAAGAGGGGGUAGAACAGCAAAACUCAAUGACAGGGAAACGAUUCCAGCUCUGCAAAGAUCUCUCUGAGCUGGUAAGCAUAUGUAAAUCAGUUCAGUUCAAAGAGUUUCAAGUUUCCUUUCAGCUCCAGAAGUACUGGGAAGUGUGCUCUUUUAACGAAGUGCUUGCUAGCAAAUAUGCCAACGAAAACCCAGGAGACUUUGUAAAUUAUAACAAACGCUUUCUCGCGAGGGUUUUCCCCAGUCCUAUGAGGAUUGACUCUAGUAAUAUGAAUCCCCAGGACUUUUGGAAAUGUGGUUGUCAGAUAGUGGCAAUGAACUUUCAAACGCCYGGCUUAAUGAUGGACCUUAACAUYGGUUGGUUUCGACAAAAUGGAAACUGUGGCUACGUCCUUCGUCCUGCCAUCAUGAGAGAAGAAGUUUCCUUCUUUAGUGCUAAUACGAAAGACACCGUGCCUGGAGUUUCGCCUCAGCUGCUUCACAUUAAAAUCAUUAGUGGGCAAAACUUCCCCAAACCCAAAGGAUCAGGUGCCAAAGGUGAUGUUGUGGAUCCUUAUGUCUAUGUUGAAAUACAUGGAAUCCCUGCUGACUGUGCUGAGCAAAGGACGAAAACUAUGCAUCAGAACGGGGAUAAUCCCAUUUUCGAUGAAAGCUUUGAAUUUCAAAUAAAUUUACCAGAGCUAGCUAUGGUGCGUUUUGUAGUGCUGGAUGACGAUUACAUUGGGGACGAGUUUAUCGGGCAGUACACUAUUCCCUUUGAGUGUCUCCAGACUGGUUAUCGGCACGUUCCUCUGCAGUCCUUGACUGGUGAAAGUUUAACUCAUGCUUCCUUGUUUGUGCAUGUGGCCAUUACUAAUCGAAGGGGUGGUGGGAAACCUCAUAAGCGGGGCCUCUCUGUGAGGAAGGGCAAGAAAUCAAGGGAAUAUGCUUCUAUGAGAACAUUAUGGAUUAAAACAAUAGAUGAAGUAUUCAAGAAUGCCCUCCAACCUAUUCGGGAUGCUACGGAUUUGAGAGAAAAUAUGCAGAAUGCAGUAGUUUCAUUCAAAGAAUUAUGUGGCCUCUCCCCUGUAGCAAAUCUUAUGCAGUGCAUUUUGGCGGUGUCUAUGCACUUGGUUGGGCCUGAUAAUACACCCUUGGUAGUWGUGAAUCUCAGCGAUCAAUAUCCAACUAUGGAGCUCCAAGGRAUUGUUCCAGAGGUCUUGAAAAAGAUUGUAACAGCAUAUGAAAUGAUGAUUCACACCAUCAGGACUCUAGUUGAAAAUACAGAUAGCUUAUAUGAGAAGAUAGUACAGUGUCAGAAAGCAGCAAUGGAGUUUCAUGAAAACCUGCACAAUAUAGGAGCGAGAGAAGGCCUAAAAGAAAGAAAACUGCAAAAAUCAGUAGAAAGUUUUACAUGGAACAUUACAAUUUUAAAGGGACAAGCUGAUCUUCUCAAAUAUGCUAAAAAUGAAGCACUGGAGAAUCUGAAACAAAUCCAUUAUGCCACUGUCUCAUGUGGACUUAAUAAACCAGGCACUGAAAAUACAGAAAUCUCAAAGCCUCGUCGAAGUCUGGAGGUCAUACCUGAAAAAGCAGGUGAUGAAAACGGAGAAUGAGAGAAGGCUCUUCUCGUGAUUUUGGAGUUUAUAACUCUGUGACCAAUUGUAGCUGCAUAGGACAUUUGCUUUGCACUUACUGUUGGAAAAUAUUCGGAAUUUUUAAAGCACAACUGGAGAAGCUAAUUACAAUCUAUUGAAACUGUGAAUGUAUGUAGCAACUCUGCUUGUGAAGGCAAUGAUAUUGCGUAACAYGGAAAUUACAUUAUUGGCCUAAAUAUAGCAUAUACAUGUAAAAGAUACUGUAAUUCAGUAAUCRCGUGCUGAAAAGUUCAUUGUAGUGCCAUCAGGAGAUGAACAUUUCUUAAAUGAGAAGUAACUAGCAGGAAAUCAGUUGACAGAAUUUAGCAAGAUGCCUUGAUUUUCAAACCAAUUUGAUGCAAAGAUUGUUUCUUUCUUUGCACAAUUUGUUAAUUGUGCUAGUGAGAUACAUUAUUCUUUUGAAGAUGUGGUCUGAAAAAGUGAAAUCCACAUGUUUCACACUAUAUGUAACUCAGCCGCUCGGAUAUUUGGGUUUGAAGUGKUAUUGAUUUUAUUGUUGAGCCAUAAAUUAAAAUGAGAAUGUAAUUAGACAGUGAUCACUGACUUCAGUGCACUAUAGGAGAGCCAUUAUGUAAAAGGAAAAUGUGCAAUCAAUCUGAUAGCCUAUGUCAGAAGAAGAUACAUACCUAUUUUGCCUAAGAUCUUCUGCAAAUGUGUGUAGAUAAUGUGACCAAACUGCAAGCAAAAUGAUGUAAAUAGUUUUUCAUUUUGUGAAGUGAAGUGCUCAUAUUAAAAAAGAGUUUUAUGAGAUUGCUCCCAAACAAGUCAAGCUUUUAACUGAAUUUUAACUUUUUUAUUUUUUGAGUAUUUUCUUCCUUACAGAAUAGGUGAUAUCUCAAUAAGCAGGUUUGUCAAAAAAUAAAUCAAUUGCUGUUCUGAUUCUGUUUUGGUUUUCUGACAACAUUAGGUAAAGGUAUUGUAGCUGAUAUGCUCAUUGUAAAAUGACUAUACCAACCUAGAGUGUUCUCUUACUGUUUCUGAUUUAACAAUAAAAUGGACUAUAUAAUUACAGAAGCUAAUAAAUUUGAAGAAAAAAAAAAGUGAACUCCUACAGAGAUCAACAUGCAGUUUUUGUUCAGUUGCGGGGGAAGAGGGGAAGAUAGUGAUGGUUGUUAAAAAGCAUUGUUUUAAUUAGAGGUCUUCAAGACAUGCAUUCUACAUGGAUUUUUUUUAACCAGUUCAAGAUGAGAGUGUACUGAGUAUCUACGAGUAUCUACAUAUGUAUAACAUCCUGUAAAAGUCAAUAGAGCUGUGAACAAGAACAUUGUUAGGCUUGCACUUCAUUGAAUUAUUAGGGACUUAAUUUACUUUCUGGUCAUUGUAAAAUUAAAGCGGUGAUGGGGCGGGAUGAAAACAGUUUGCAUAGUAAAUGUCACAUCUUGAGCCUGCACUUUUAAAUGUCAAACUCUGUGGGUUAGGAGCAGUUUUAGAAGGUGCUAAUCUCUUUCAGUGUCUGGUUACAGACUGUGUGCCUUAACAUAACGACCUUGCCAGGAGYGAGUUCUAUGCUGUGUUGCACAAAAUGAAGCAUUUAACCUGUGGUGAGCACCUGCAAGUGUUGCUUUUGAGGCAGGCCUUCUCCAUGUUGGCAGCUGGAAAUCUUCUAAUGGAACCUGAAGUUGAUGGGAAGCAACUUGAAAUUCACAUUGCUAUCUGUAUUCUGAGCCACUGUGAAAUUAGUCUUCCAGGGCCAAAUCUAUCACAUCUAAAUCUGCUWUAGAUUUAUCUACAGCAAAAUAACWGCGUUAGCUCAAGAUCCAUCUGCACCAUAAAUAUGCAAGGUCAGUCUCACUUUAUCAGAAAUCCCCAAAUUUGGCUGUUGGAAUUUUAUUUCUGGCUUUUAGUCCUAAUUGAAAAAUGUAGGCUGUGGAAAAAUGUCAUCACAGUUAGCAUCAUGCUUCAGAGAGGCCUAAAACCCAGUAAGGCUCCUUUUGCAGUCCUGCUCCACCACUCUUUGCACAGCAUUUGCAGAAUGACAUAAUUUAUAUCACAAAUGAAGCAUUUCUGUAGAGUCUCUUCCCCCAAACAGGUUAUCAGAACUGGUGUCCUGGGUAUUCUUAGCAUUUAUAUAUUUCUGUUUAGCACAUUACAACCUGAAAAGAGUUGUAAUGUGAAAAGGGUUUUUCCUUUGUUUUAAGGCAAAAAAUAGUAAGUGAAAAAUGAUCAUCACAUAGACAAGGGCUGGUAGAUUUUUGCCUGUUCAGCUCUUACAAUAUAUGUAAUUGCUGAUCCUGUUCUACCUUAUUAAAAAGGAAGAUUUUUUUUUUUGAGUAAUGUAGAUACAUAUCUUUUAAAAAAGUUAAAAUAUGUAUAUUUAGCUAACUGACCCUUUAAAUAUGUUAGGAUCUGAUUAUAGUGCUGAUUCCUUAAAAUGGAGAUCACUAUUGUGCAUUAUUCAUGCUCGGUCCAACUUUGUAUGUACCAUAAAGUCUUAAAAUGAGCUGAGUCAAGUAGAUACUCUGAAAGAUGAUGUGUAGCUAAAAAUUCUUCAGGGAGUUUACAUGUUGCAUGUUAAAAGAGUUCAAGAUAAACACUUGCAAGCAAAGUAUCUGGCUCURUCUAAGUAGCUGGUGAUGAUGAUUUUAAAACCAAAUGUAUAUUUUUCUCAUUGUAUUUUCUUAAAGCAUCUGUGCAUCCAUUUUAUCAGUCCAUUUUUUUACAAUGUUUAUUCYAGAUUAUAUAGAAAGAUGCAACAAAGACCCAGUGAAGUAUUCAAAAUAAAAUYAAUCACAGGUUGACUUUGCACUCUUUUGAGGCCUUUAUUUUCUUAAAUGUGCUGUAAUUCAGUUGAACUGCUUAUGUAGUUUUUAACUGGAAGAUGGAGCCAAAAUAUGAGUGACUGUUUAUCUGACUGCCUUUUUUGCUUUUGUUUGGCUCCAAUAAUCAUUGAGUAUGGGCAUAUGUCAAUAUAUUGCUCAAUUUAAAAUAAAAAGGCUAAUUGGAAAAGUUCAC
This is a messenger RNA of Malurus melanocephalus (red-backed fairy wren), 6837 nucleotides long. It is a transcript of the gene PLCL2, whose product is annotated as phospholipase C like 2. Gene Ontology annotation, biological process: lipid metabolic process; intracellular signal transduction. Lineage: Eukaryota; Metazoa; Chordata; Aves; Passeriformes; Maluridae. The transcript has 7 exons. The record is from RefSeq and is a predicted model, not a curated record. Gene Ontology annotation, molecular function: phosphatidylinositol-4,5-bisphosphate phospholipase C activity. The coding region runs from base 469 to 3843 and encodes 1124 amino acids.